Molecule: messenger RNA, 1098 nt
Organism: Penicillium daleae
Lineage: Eukaryota; Fungi; Ascomycota; Eurotiomycetes; Eurotiales; Aspergillaceae
Product: homoserine dehydrogenase-domain-containing protein
Exons: 2
Coding region: 1-1098 (365 amino acids)
Biological process (GO): L-homoserine biosynthetic process; aspartate family amino acid biosynthetic process
Molecular function (GO): homoserine dehydrogenase activity; NADP binding; aspartate kinase activity
Source: RefSeq, a predicted model, not a curated record
AUGGCACCGCCGAGACAGAUUAAUAUUGCCGUAAUUGGGGCCGGUGGGGUUGGUUCAUGCUUCCUUUCGCAGUUAGCAUGGCUUGCGAAAAACCAGAAAUCGACGCGACUCAGCCUUUGCUACAUUGCGACAAUCGAUGGGGCGCUUUAUAGUCAAGACUACGCCGACAUUAAUAUUGAAACCGCUCUACCGACAUUGGAGGCAAAGGGAUAUGCAUUACCUUCUGUUGCGGAAACAAUUGAAUAUCUGGCUGGUGCGCCACAUAAGGUCAUAUUGGUGGAUAAUACCAGCUCUGGUGCUAUCGCAGAAGCCUACCCCGAAUUCUUGAGACGAGGAGUAAGCAUCAUCACACCAAACAAGAAGGCCUUCUCUGGAAGCUACGAACUUUGGCAAGACAUCUUCAGCGCGGCUCAAUCAGGGGGCUCUAUGGUGUAUCAUGAGUCUUCCGUUGGGGCUGGGAUGCCUGUUAUCUCCACACUGAAAGAACUGGUUCAGACUGGAGACGAAGUCACUCGUAUAGAGGGUGUCUUCAGCGGGACAAUGUCCUUCCUUUUUAACCAAUUCUCCCCAACAACUGGCCAAGCUGGAAAGUGGUCAGAGACUGUGAAAAAGGCAAAGGAGCUUGGAUACACCGAGCCAGACCCUCGAGAUGAUCUCAAUGGCCUCGAUGUUGCUCGAAAGCUGACUAUCUUGGGUCGCUUGGCUGGUCUCCCGAUCGAGUCUCCAGCGUCGUUUCCAGUUCAAAGUCUGAUCCCCGAAGAGUUGAACAAUUGUGCCACUCGCUUUGAGUUUCUCUCUAGGUUGCAUGAGUUUGAUGACCGUAUGGAAAAUAAGAAGUAUCUCGCCAAGAAAGCGGGAAAGGUUCUACGGUACGUUGGGAGCAUCGAGAUGGGCACGAGAAACGUCAAAGUCGGGAUGGAGAUGUUUGAUCCUACGCAUGCUAUUGCUGCAUUGAAGGGAAGUGAUAAUAUCAUCAGCUUCUACACGAAGAGAUAUGGCGAGAUGCCUCUGACUAUUCGAGGUGCUGGCGCAGGCGGAGAUGUCACGGCAAUGGGUGUGACGGGUGACUUACUCAAGAUUCUUUGUCAAAUGAGUUAG